AUGGGCCUGAAAGCCUUGUGCCCCCGAGACAUCCUCAGUCGGGUCAGAGGCCAGCGCACACAAAGGGCCCGAAGGAGACAAGGAGAGAGGAGACAAACGAGGACUAAGUUUGUACAGGAAGUCAGUGAACCUGGGUUGGGUUUGAGGCCCACACCCGGCUUAGCUAAUCACCAGUUCCUUUCAAAGCAGGUCAUCUCCUCAGGCCACGUCAUCUCCUCAGGCCACGUCAUCUCCUCAGGCCACGUCAUCUCCUCAGGCCACGUCAUCUCCUCAGACCAUGUCAUCUCCUCAGGCCACGGUCAGAGGCCAUGUGACCAGAGGCAUCAGCAGAUCAGACCAGUGAAGAAGACCCUGGUCUGUGUCCGAAUGUCCACUCUGUAUUCACCAUGUGCGGAGGUCACUGCUCAGGGCUCAAGCCAUUUUGUCUGA
Molecule: messenger RNA, 429 nt
Organism: Knipowitschia caucasica
Lineage: Eukaryota; Metazoa; Chordata; Actinopteri; Gobiiformes; Gobiidae
Source: the annotation of a GenBank genome assembly